AUGGCGAGUAUAAAGGCUCAACGGACUUACUACGUCUCUAAUAGAACUUCGUUUCCUAAAACCCAGCAAAAUUCACCUCAAAAAACUAGAAAUAGCCCAAUACCAGCUUCUUAUAAACAUACAACACCAAGACCACCUUCAAGGUCGCCUCAGUGUGUGGGGAGAGUAAUUAACCAUGUUAGGUAUUUAACCCCUGAUAACUAUGAAAGCAUAUUAAAUAAGCUCCCAUCAAUUAAAAAAUCACAAAUCUCUUACAUAACACAGACAAUUGAAAAAUCCAGAAAAAGUUCUCAAAAUUCUCCAUCCCCAGUGAGGCAGUUUUCAAUCGAAAAUUCGAGGUCGCCUGAAAGGAAAAGCACUAUACUCAGCGACUAUAAUUGGCCUAAGAGAGCAGAAAAGCCGUCUAACUUGGUAAGAGCUGACCUAAGAAAAGGGUCUUUUUCUAAAAAACAAAUUAUUGGAAUGAAGGAGAAUACUAUAAAUGAGCAGGCUAAAAUAGAUUUAGAUAGAUAUUCAGGAUUUGGUAAUAGAUUUGACUACUGGGAUGAAGUUAAUAAUGAUUUAUCUACACAGGAGUCUCCAAAUUCCACUGUUUAUUAUUGCAGAAACAGGCUUAAAACCUUAUCAAUGGCUUUUAAGCUUGAUAAAACAGAAUUUCAAAAGCAAUUAAAAAGACAGUCAAGAAGGACAAUUUCAGAAAAUGUUCAUUUAUUGCAAAAUGAAAAGCAAGAAGGGCUUCCAUUUGAACGAUUUGUUCAGGAUCUAGACCAUAUUGCUAAUUUGGAUGAUUCAUUAUAUGAUAUCAGUCUAAAGAAAAGAAAUUUUUUGAAUAAAUGGUAA
Molecule: messenger RNA, 840 nt
Organism: Blepharisma stoltei
Lineage: Eukaryota; Ciliophora; Heterotrichea; Heterotrichida; Blepharismidae
Source: the annotation of a GenBank genome assembly